CGCAGGCGCAGAGAGCGGCGGGCAGAAUGGGGACUGCGGCGGCGGCGGCCGGGGAGGGGGCGCGCGGCCCGAGCCCCGCCGCCGUGUCGCUCGGCCUGGGCGUGGCCGUGGUGUCGAGCCUGGUGAACGGGUCCACGUUCGUGCUGCAGAAGAAGGGCAUCGUGCGCGCCAAGCGGCGAGGCACCUCCUAUUUAACAGACGUGGUGUGGUGGGCAGGCACCAUCGCAAUGGCUGUCGGCCAGAUCGGGAACUUCCUGGCGUACACGGCGGUGCCCACGGUCCUGGUGACGCCCCUGGGUGCCCUCGGCGUGCCGUUCGGGUCCAUUUUGGCCUCGUACCUCCUGAAGGAGAAGCUCAACAUCCUGGGCAAGCUGGGGUGCCUGCUCAGCUGCGCGGGCUCCGUCGUGCUCAUCAUCCACUCCCCCAAGUCCGAGAGCGUGACCACGCAGGCCGAGCUGGAGGAGAAGCUCACCAACCCAGUGUUCGUGGGCUACCUGUGCAUCGUGCUGCUCACGCUGCUGCUGCUCAUCUUCUGGAUCGCGCCGGCCCACGGGCCCACCAACAUCAUGGUGUACAUCAGCAUCUGCUCGCUGCUGGGCAGCUUCACCGUGCCCUCCACCAAGGGCAUCGGGCUGGCCGCCCAGGACCUGCUGCACAGCAACCCAAGCAGCCGGCGCGCGCUGGGGCUGUGCCUGGUGCUGCUGGCCGUGCUGGGCUGCAGCAUCAUCGUGCAGUUCCGCUACAUCAACAAGGCGCUCGAGUGCUUCGACUCCUCCGUGUUCGGCGCCAUCUACUACGUGGUCUUCACCACGCUGGUCCUGCUGGCCUCCGCCAUCCUCUUCCGUGAGUGGAGCAACGUGGGGCUGGUGGACUCGCUGGGCAUGGCCUGCGGCUUCACCACCGUGUCCGUGGGCAUCGUGCUCAUCCAGGUGUUCAAGGAGUUCAACUUCAGCCUCGGAGAGGCCGGCAAGGCCAACCUGAAGGCGGACUAGGGGCGGGGCCGGUCCCGGGACCGACGGAGGCCUCGCCCUCCCCGGGCUCAUGCCCCUCUGAGAAGGGGUCACGCUGUCCCCGUUCCCGUCGCCCUCCUGGCGUCAUUUCUCGUGGAAAAGAGACGGGCUCCCUGCGGUCCGUCCGCCGGCGCAGGGGCCUCGCGGGGAGGGGGCGGCCGGCCCUGCCCGGAAGGCCCCCUCACCCGUGCGUGUCGGCCGUCUGUCCGCGUCUGCCUGCGUCCAGUCCUCUCCGCCGGCUCCCUCCCCGACGCCGGGACAUCUGUCCGUCCGUCCGUGGCCAGCCGCACAUGGAUUUCAGUGCCUUUUCCACUCGGACUGUUCUCACUGCGUCCGCCCGUGGCCGGCGUCUGCUGUCAUGCAGCCGUCAGGACAGGCGUGUGGGAAGGGACAGCGUCAGGACGGAAGACACGAGAGAGCUGGGCCCCGUGUGAACCUCGUCGUUGCCCCAGGAGGACGUGGCCAGAAGCAGGCGGCCGCUCGGAGUCCGCCUCUGUCCCCGCACAGCCUGCCGCUCGGAAGACGUGGCCUCUGACCCCCGAUCGCACGGCUGUCAGAAGGGAGGGCAUGGUCGGCGGCUGGCCUGUGCGUCCCCCGUGGUUCGGAAGGAGGCGGGGGCCCAUCGGGACGAGCACACACGCCGAGCUGCCCACGAGACGUGGGAGAGACAGGCCCGGCCUGCGCCUGGGACAGGCCACGCCGCCGUGCGCACGCCGAUCGCUGCCCUGUGCUUGGCGGCGACUUCCCGUGAGGCUCCUGUCACAGGAGGAGGCGGUUCAGGACAGCCAUCCCUGCGGCUUAUUUUAUUUUAUUUAUUUUUACUUUUUAAAUACGUGUUUUUAUUGAUUUUAAUGAGGAAGGGAGUGGGGGGGGGAGAAACAUCCACUGUGAGAGAGGACCGUGGAACGGCCGCCUCCUGCACGCCCCCUCCUGGGGACGGAGCCCGCAUCCUGGACACACGCCCUGACCGGGGGGAGCCGUGACCUCCUGGUUCCGGCUCGACGCGGGCGCUGGGCCGCACUGGCCUGGCCGUGGUCGCAUUUGCCUUCAUUUGCAGAAGCUCAUCCCAGCGCCCCGAUUGCUCUUUGUUCUUCCCUCUGGGUUUCCCAAUGGGAAGGGACCACCGGAGGGUGUGGUCGCCUCUGGUUCUCUCUCCACAGCCGAGCCCCCGUGGCGGUUCCUAGACCGGAGGCUGUGUCUCCGGGGAGGGCGACCCAUUGGCCCGUGGAGACGGGGUGAUCUCAUUGGGAGAGAAGCCUCUCGGCCCGCCGGCCGGCCUCUGCCCCCGGCUCCCUUUGCACACCGCCCGGUCCUGCCUGGGCCUCCUGUGGCCGAGUGGGGAGCCGGACAGGGAAGCACCUGCGCCCAGCCCCGCUCCCAGCUGCUUGGUGGGCUCCCGGGCUCUGGCCCCCCGCCCGCCAGCAGGACCGGCCGGAACCUGGCGUUCUGCCUUCUCAGGGACCACAUCACCCCGGGAACCCCUCUGCUCAGACGUGGGCCCGGGGUCGGACCCGAGUCGGAAAGGAGAGAGCGUUUGCCCACCAGACGUCAUGGGAACAGCACCUCCUCGCUGUCUGCACCCUCCGCCCAUCAGCCUCGGGGCGAACUCACACCUCCGUCUGGUGCGUGAACAGAUGAAGGAGGAUGGACACGGGGAGGAGGGCCUGGCCUCUCACCCACGUUUUCCCAUGCACAUGCCUCACGUGCUCCUCAACGCAACAGAAUAAUCCCAUUCUAAGGAGAUGUCGGCUUGUUCCAUCAGAAAACACUCCACCCAGCAGGAAAUGGACCCUCCAGGAGCACGGACGGUCACUCAGCACAUCUCCGCGGUGAGGGCCGCGCGGGUGCGAGGGCCAGAGCGUGGCCGGAGAGUCGAUGUUCUUUUCUCCCUCUUUCUCUGAAUCUCUCCGUUCGCAGGGAGUCCCUUUGCCUUUCUGUGCCUCCGUUUCUCUACCUCGAAAGGGGGGGGGGGGGUGGUUCCCGAGGUCCCACCUGUCUCGGGGCGCCUGCCUCCGUGGACGGUGAUGGUGGGGGGGGCCCUCCUGGCCUCCCGUCUGCUCAGGACCGUGCUGCUUCCAGCACCGACGAAGCCAAGGGUAGGCACUCGGGCGAGACGUUGGCAUUGUUCCCUGAAGCUUCCGUUCUCCCUUUUGUUUUAAAAAGCCAGGGUUUCCCGCAUCCCGCUGCCCCUGGGCGGGCGGAGGCUGGGCAGGAAGGGCCGGGCCAGGGGUGAGUUCCCUGCAGGGUCUGUGUAGGGGACUCGGCGGGAGGGGCGAUGGCUAGUGAUUUGCAAUAAAGGAGGCUGAGCCUCCUGCUCCCCAGCUGCCUCCCCUGACAGAACCACCGGCACAGGUGAGGGUCAGGAGCUCCCGAGCCACGAGUGGCAACUACUGGGUCACCUGCGAAAGGCAUGUCAUCUGUCAGAAUAGAAUAGCAGCCCCCCAACACACACACACGCUCACGCCACUGUUUCUGCACUUUGGGAACACUUAAGGCUACUGUUUUUAAGUAUCAUUCCUCAGUCUUUUUUUUUUUUUUUUUUUUUUUUUUUUUUUUUUUGCCUUUAAAUAGCCAUUCCUUCCCUGUGAAAUGGGAUAUAAUCAUGAAGGAGGGAGACACGGAGAUGGAAACCCGUACAGGUGGAUGGGCUGUGUCACAGGGUUUCUGUGUACAUGUGCCAGGGGCUUCCAGUUAUCACGCGUGCACAUUCACACACACACACACACAUACGUGUCCACGGCUAAGACCUGCUUCUGUCCCGCUGUCUAGCAGUAGUCCGAGCAUGUGAUUGAUUGCCUUAUGUACAUAAGAAGGCUAAUAAGUUUUCCAAUAUUUAUUAACCUGAGUGUGUUUUAAAAUAAAAUAGCAUUUCCAGCGG
This is a messenger RNA of Pipistrellus kuhlii (Kuhl's pipistrelle), 3888 nucleotides long. It is a transcript of the gene NIPA1, whose product is annotated as NIPA magnesium transporter 1. Gene Ontology annotation, biological process: magnesium ion transport. Bases 27 to 992 code for a protein of 321 amino acids. The transcript has 5 exons. The record is from RefSeq and is a predicted model, not a curated record. Gene Ontology annotation, cellular component: membrane. Gene Ontology annotation, molecular function: magnesium ion transmembrane transporter activity. NCBI's taxonomy places the organism in Eukaryota, Metazoa, Chordata, Mammalia, Chiroptera, Vespertilionidae.